UUCGUGCUGCGUUAAAUCGGCUUAUGAUCAGGCAAAAGUCGUUGAUUCCACAUGUUACUCGUGUAUCAUUUGGGCAGUCGGCGAGGUACUUCCAAGCAGUAAGCAUAUGCACGCAAUCCGCGGAUUUGCUGGGAAGUGGAGAGGUUCCCCAUAAAAUAACGAUUUUUACCAUAUCAAUUAACGCGAAAGAGCCCAUUUUCCUUAUUAUUAACAAUGAGCGCGAUUCGUCCACUAAAUGCCGCCCUGCAAGAAAUUUGCACCAGGGAAUUGAACGAGAUUCCAGCCCGUGUGUCCCAGGACAUCGAGGCUCUGAGGGAUUGGGUACUGAAGCAACCACAUCUGCGGGCCUGCACCGAUGACCAGUUUCUGCUCGCCUUUCUGCGCGGCACCAAGUUCAGUCUGGAACGGGCCAAGGAGAAGUUCGAUCGGUUCUACACGCUGCAGCGGUCCAUACCCGAGGUCUUUAAUGAUCGGCGCCUGGCCACCGAUCCCCAGGUGCUGGACAUCGUACGAACGGGAGUACUCCUCCAAAUCCCCAUGGCGGCAGACGAUCCAGGUCCGCGGGUGACCAUAAUUCGAGCUGGUUCCUACGACACGAGUAAAUACAAGUUCCAGGACAUAAUCCGCGUGGGCUCCAUGUUCGGUGAGAUCAUGAUGUUCGAGGACGACAACGCCACGGUCAGUGGCUAUGUGGAGAUAAUGGACAUGGCUGGAAUUACGGGUUCCCAUCUCUUUGCCCUGCAGCCACAGUUGCUCAGUAAGUUCUCCACCUUCGCGGAUGAGGCGAUGCCGACGCGUCAAAAGGGCAUACACUUCAUCAAUGUUCCUGCGGCCUUUGAAACUGGCUUCAAUUCCUUGCGCUCUUUUUUCCCCGCCAAAAUUAAGAGUCGUAUCUCGGUCAGCUCCGAUCCGGCGGCCAUAUUCGAGCUAGUGCGUCGCGAGCAUUUGCCCCAGGAAUACGGAGGAACUGGGGGCACUCUGCAGGACAUAAGCCACACUAUGGAGGCGAAACUGUCCAGUUACGGACCCUACUUUCAGGAGAGCCAAACAUUCGGUGCCGAUGACAAGCUGCGCGAAUUCGGAGACCAUGUGCGAAGGAACCACCGCUCCUCCUUUGGAGCUGUGGGCUCGUUCCGGAAACUGGAGAUCGACUGAAAGUAAACCAAAAGCAACAGCGUAGAUUACAAAUGCAACUCGAGAUUCUAGCUGCCUUAAUCUUAUCGGAACUUGUAGAGCAACAAACAGAAAUCGUGGAAAGAUAAGGUCUCCGGAAUUAGAAGAUUUUUGAAAUUUUUUCCCGCCCACUAGUUGAGUAACCGGUAUCUGAUAGUCGAGUUCCCACUUGUUAAAACUUGCAAUGCUUAUCAUGUUGUUGUUUCUUAUAUUACUUAUUAGUACAUUUUGCACGGAAGAAAUUUUAAUUUAUUUAAUAAACCAAAUUAGUUGUCCAUUUUAAAA
Messenger RNA from Drosophila yakuba, 1458 nucleotides. RefSeq names its product retinol-binding protein pinta. Gene Ontology annotation, cellular component: membrane. Gene Ontology annotation, molecular function: phosphatidylinositol bisphosphate binding. The transcript is spliced from 3 exons. Lineage: Eukaryota; Metazoa; Arthropoda; Insecta; Diptera; Drosophilidae. The record is from RefSeq and is a predicted model, not a curated record. The coding region runs from base 214 to 1155 and encodes 313 amino acids.